AUGAAACGCAAAAUAUUUUCGGCGGGAUUAUUCAAUCUGUGCGACUUUAUAAAGGGCCGUAUGAUGUUGAGGAAUUGCAUGGCUAAAUCUUAUAAAGCCCUGGAGGCUCAAGCCUUGCAGAAUUUAGGAGAGUCAGAGGAUGAAGACGAAGAUUCCGAUGGUAGUCGCACCGGUUCCGAUGGUGAUAGCUCCAGUUCUGAUGAUGAAUCGACUGAAAGUCCUGAACAGCCUGACACAGGAGCUCCAAACAAUACAGUAGAGUCUAAGGAGAAUAAUGUUCGAGGUUUAACAAGAUUGAAGAAGCUAAAGAAAAAUUUUGACGGCGAGAAGCAUUCUGGAAAAUACAAACAAAAGUCUCCUGCAUCUGAGCAUCUACCCCUUAGUUCACCAGACAAUUCUCAAUCGAAAGACAAAACUGAACUUUCAACGAUUGGUAAAUGCAAACUGGCUCAUGCUUCACUGAGAAAUAUCAUUGCAUGGGGUUCGGUUCUUCCAUCAGUGCCAGGUCAGAAGGUUCAUGGAGAUCCACUCCGGGAUGAUUGUGUCAGAGUGACGGUUGAAAAGUCGAUAUUAAAGAAUCAUUGUUUGCCAGUCCCAUCUACUCAUCUCAAAACAGUAGAGGAUGCUGAAAAAUCUAUAGUAGCUUGGCCUAAAGAGUUUGUGAUCUCUUGCUCUAGUGGCCAUCCACUUUCAGACCCCGGUGAACAUGAUUCUGACCCAAACGAUGAAUAUGAUUCUGACCCAAACACUAAGAAGACAAAGAAGAAGAAACCUUCAUAUAUGAAGAGCGGGGAACUAAAGUCUCGGAGAUCCAGCAAGAGACUCAAGACUGCAGCCUAAUUAUUAAUAGAAAUAGUCGUGGACUAUAGGAUUUGGAUGUUUAAACUUUUAAGUCUCUCUUUGAAAGUUUGUUUUCUCAAGGUUACUGCACAAUUAUCAGAUUGAGAUGUUUAUUAUAUUGUGAAAUGAAAUUAUUUUGGU
Papaver somniferum (opium poppy) is the source of this 981-nucleotide messenger RNA. RefSeq lists its product as uncharacterized. Bases 1 to 840 code for a protein of 279 amino acids. NCBI's taxonomy places the organism in Eukaryota, Viridiplantae, Streptophyta, Magnoliopsida, Ranunculales, Papaveraceae. The record is from RefSeq and is a predicted model, not a curated record. The transcript has 6 exons.